Molecule: messenger RNA, 1940 nt
Organism: Pundamilia nyererei
Lineage: Eukaryota; Metazoa; Chordata; Actinopteri; Cichliformes; Cichlidae
Product: solute carrier family 25 member 38-B-like
Exons: 9
Coding region: 235-1095 (286 amino acids)
Biological process (GO): glycine import into mitochondrion
Cellular component (GO): mitochondrial inner membrane; mitochondrion
Molecular function (GO): glycine transmembrane transporter activity
Source: RefSeq, a predicted model, not a curated record
CAAUACACGCACCCACAUACCCUAGUUGUGUGUGUCGGCUUUGCCCUGCAGGUGAACUUUACCGGCCGCUCACUAACAGCCGCAGCAGCUAACAGCGGUGGCUGUCACCUCCAGCGAUCCCUGAAACACUGCAACAUCAGUUUGAAUCCACUGUGGCCUAACCUAACCGGUUUCAAAACGGCGGCGGCAGCACAGGAGAAACUGGACCCGUCCGGCUCAGCAUCCAGCUCAAAGAUGGAGUUGGCAGCGGCUCACCCAGCUCUCAAAGCCUUUAUGUGUGGCUCCCUCAGUGGCACCUGCUCUACACUCCUCUUCCAGCCUUUGGAUCUGGUGAAGACACGACUGCAGACCCUGCAGAACAAUGCCAAGCCCGGCGCACCCAAGGUGGGAAUGUUUAGCGUUUUCAUCAAUGUUAUUAGGACAGAGAAGUUCUUCAGUCUGUGGAAAGGUGUUUCACCGUCAUUUGUGCGCUGCAUCCCUGGGGUGGGUAUCUACUUCAGCACCUUCUACUCCCUGAAGCAGCACUUCUUCCUGGACCGAGCUCCCAACGCUGGCGAGGCAGUUCUGCUCGGAGCGGGUGCCAGAGCUGUGGCCGGAGUCUGCAUGUUACCAUUCACAGUCAUCAAGACGCGCUUCGAGAGUGGCUUUUACAGUUAUGUGAGUGUGCCCGGUGCUCUGAGGAGUAUGUAUGAGACGGAGGGAAUCAGGGCUCUGUUUUCUGGGCUGACUGCCACGCUGCUCCGCGACGCUCCUUUCUCCGGCAUCUACGUCAUGUUUUACAGCCAGGCCAAGAGAGCGCUGCCUCAAGAGGUGACCUCGGCGCCCUACGCCCCGCUGGUGAACUUCAGCUGUGGGGUGAUUGCGGGUGUCAUGGCAUCAGUAGUAACGCAGCCUGCAGAUGUAGUGAAGACUCACAUUCAAGUCAGACCCUCCCACUGUAGCACAGCCGGUGCAGUUCGCCGCAUCUACAUGGAGCACGGCAUGGCUGGGUUUUUUCGUGGAGCUGUGCCCAGGUCUCUUCGACGCACUCUCAUGGCUGCCAUGGCUUGGACUGUGUAUGAACAGCUGAUGGCUCGAAUGGGCCUCAAAUCCUGAAGAGCAAAAGUUUUUAGCUGCAAGAGAAGGGAAAGAGCUAUAAGAGGAUACUUCUGUAUUAUUAUUAUUAUUAUUAUUAUUAUUAUUAUUAUUAUUAUCAUCUAAGAAGUAAAUGGAGCUGAGGAGCUUAUAGGGUCAGUGAGCCAGCUGUAACAAGAUAAUAAGCAAAGGAAGCAGGUGGAUAAAUGCCUGAAACACAUGAGUAAGAGUGCUCUGUUUGUGUGUUUGCUGUGUGUGGUGAAACUGUUUGGGACUGUGAUGUUACACCUGAAGCACUCUUAUGUCCGUCUCGGACUGUAGUGACACUCCCUGCUGUGAAGUGAACUCGUCCCUCCUAAUAUUUAUGUUCCUGAGGUAUGGCUACUAGCGAUCAGAAAACGGGGCCAGUGGCUCUUCUGGCUAACAGUUGCCUUUGACGAUGUUUUAAAAUACCGUAGAAACGAACGAGACACUCAAUAAGCUGGUGUCACUUACAUCCGAUGAAGAAGCAAAGCACUGCAGGUUCUGCCAUAUUUGUUCUGACAAGAUUGAGCAAUGUUUCGUACUUGCUGACUGAUCUCUUUUUUUAAGAAGCAGAGAAGUUUAUUUGUUUCAGGCUCAGACAAUCAGUACUCACACAGCUGCAUUAUGGGAAAAUGGAGGCCAAUGCUAAUAACUGUGUUAAAGCCUUUGUUGCUGUAUUGCUUAAAACUUUGCUAGCUACGUUUAUAUAAAACUAUGGUGCGUUUUCGACUCGGCGUAAUGAUAGCCACAUCUGUAGCUAAAUCAAUGAAUAGCAGUGAUUUCAUCUCACGAGAAAAACCCAACAAAAAAGUCAGGAUUUUAUGGAUUUUUUUUUUAUUUUA